ACGUCGGUCAGCCCAAUGUGUUGCACCGAACCGUCGACGAACGCUUUUUUAAUUUUUUUUUUCUAUCUUCCAUUUCCCAAUGUUUCCGCCGUUCGAAUUUGAAGCGCUGACCGAACUUUCGCCGGCCGACGGAUUCGAGACGAGCGCUCGGCCGUGGGGAUGGAAAAUCGCAACCCCUACUCGUACGUACCGACUCCGGGUACGGUAUUUAUGUGUCACCGCGGUACGGUAUUUACCGUGCGAUGGAGGCGGAGCCAGGGGAAAUUACUGCUUGUGGUGUACGGGGACGACUUGCCGGCGCGAACGGUAGUCCACCGUUUCGCGUUCAGGGCGACCAUCCUCUGGAGACGAGCGCGCGCGUAUACCUCUGGAUAUUCCUCGCGAUCGAAUCUAUCGGAACAUUAUCGUCCGGCGGUUGUCCGUUUUGUUUCCAUUUUUUUUUCAUCUUACUCGUGCUGUCUCGGCGUUUUCUCCCCCCUCCGAGAAAUCAUCAAGGACCAACACUGUGACCAAAAAAUUAAUGGAUUUCUGGUCUGUCCUUUUUCAAGAAGUAAUUUAAAUACCGACCGGGCAUAUCAUAAAGAGUGACUCUUUUUAAACUCAGUUUAAUAUAAUACCCAUAUAUGAAAUUACCAGAUAUCAAAUGAAAAACUACUUUUCUAAUUCAAUAACAAAUUUGCAAACGCUACAGAAUAACAUCGAACUGAACAUGAAGUAGUUGUCCAAGUCAGGUAUACAGAUCAAUUAUCAUGGCCGACCCGGAGAGGACAAGAUUGGUGGUACUAGGUGACGCUGGCGUCGGGAAGAGUGCCAUAUGUAAAAGGUUUUUGUACAAUUCAUUUUGCUCCAAAUAUAAGACUACGGUAGAAGACCUUUACAGUAAAGAAUUCAAUGUUGGAACAGCUCAACAACUCAAAGUGGAUAUUUUGGAUACGUGCGGCAACCCUCAGUUUCCGGCCAUGCGGCGGUUGAGCAUAGCCAACGCAAACGCAUUCAUGUUUGUCUAUUCGAUCGAUUGCGAACGGUCAUUCGAGACAGUCAAGCGGAACUUCGAGGAAGUUCGGGAACAACGCGAAGACUACCAGAUGCUGCCUAUCGUGAUAGCCGGCAAUAAACUCGACUUGCCAUCUGAACAUAGGCGAGUCACUGUAGAAGACGCGUCCGAGUGGCUAUACUGCGAGUUGCCGAAAAUGAGGGUUAAGCUGAUCGAAUGUUCGGCCAAGGAAAACGUGAACGUACGCGAUCUGUUCAAGUGCUUGCUAGUAUUGUCCCGGAAACUGAACGGGUCCGAGGACCAGGCGGCGGGUCAGCUGAAGCGCCGGUCCAGUGCGUACGUCAGCCACACUAAGUCGUCGAGGCGCGCGGAAAACGCGUCAGCGGUCGCCACUACUUCCGCAUCGCCGAGCUCCGCGGCUUCCGGUCACGGUCGUGAUGAGCUCCAGCACCAGCAGCAGCAACAGCAGGAACGGUCUAAGCCCAGGAGCCGCAGCCUGAUCAGACGGUGCAGCCGCAAGACCAAACAGCAGAUCAGAGACACGACCGCGGGCGGUAACGGAGGCGGGGUGGACGAUUGUAACGUCAGCUAAACGUGCGCGCGCUGUGUAAAGUUGGAAGUUAAAAAAGGAAAAAUAUUAAAAAAAAAAUGCACGCGGCUGCGCGUAAAAAAAAAAAAAAACGUUAUAAAAAGAAGAGAAAAAACAAAUGUGCUAAUAAUAUUAGUAUGUGUUUUAGGUUCUUGUUUUUCCAUCCCCACAACUUCUUUUACUCGGGCUCCCGUGAACCGUCGAUUUGUAUAAAUAUCCGUCACCCUAUCCCCGUUCACAAUCGGCUUCUUCUUUUUUUUCUUACUUCUCUAAUUACUCUCCACCAAUACGAACUCCACGCGUUAUAACGGCUAUAACCGUAGGUCAAAGUUCCUGACGUGUUAUAUUUAUUCCGUCUCCGUCGGCCACUUGCUCGAUUCGUAGCUGUAUUGAACACGACCCCGACGAACGCGCAGCUCACACGAAAAUACAUACAGGUUUUCGUGAUCAUUUCGUCCCACUCCCUUGCAAUAUCGAGUUUAUUGCACACGUCUUGAAAUAACUUACGCUAGUUCUUCGAACGAUAUGUGCAAUGUGCGACGACUAACUGCUACUGACGGUGUAAUAAUUUCACAAUAUCAUACUACGAUAUUGUAACGUAUUGCAGCUUGCGACUUUCCUCUAAAAAUGGCAAUCGAUAUUUAAUUAAUUUAAUUACCUAUUGCAUUCUUCCCUGCUGCGAUUCGUUAUCCCGAUUUAAAAACUCGACGCACCAACACCGUGCAUUGAUUUACUACUGUCGUAUCAAGUGGUCGAAACGAAUUAUGAAUCGUUGGCAGAAAAUUGAUACAGUACGAGUAUGUGUUAAUAUUUACAUAACAUUCUGACAUUUCGUCAAACACAUGGGUAGUAAAAAUUAUCCGGUUUUUAGAUAUUAUUCGGUUCGAAACUCCCAUAGUAGCGCUAUGAUGCAUACUGCAAAGCUCGGUAAACGGACGAUUAAAAUAUUACGUUAUGGCAGUAUUGUCGGAAGAGAUUUUGUUGGAGGAUGACAUAUAUUUCUACGUUAAAUAGUAGAACGAUGGUAUCCCAUCGUACCGCCUCACCCUACUGUACCCCCGUACACACCCAACCAUUUCGACCGCUGCCAGACGUGGAAAAAAACCAUCAGGAUUAGGUCCUUCGUGUAUAUUUGUAAAUUAGUAUAUGCAAUAAAACAAAGGCGAUUAAACUUUGUCAUUUAAUUUUAAAAAUUAACAAUAAUUAAUAAAGCUCUAAUUUGAAUUAAUAA
Sipha flava (yellow sugarcane aphid) is the source of this 2814-nucleotide messenger RNA. RefSeq names its product ras-related protein Rap-1b. NCBI's taxonomy places the organism in Eukaryota, Metazoa, Arthropoda, Insecta, Hemiptera, Aphididae. The coding region runs from base 750 to 1586 and encodes 278 amino acids. The record is from RefSeq and is a predicted model, not a curated record. The transcript is spliced from 7 exons. Gene Ontology annotation, molecular function: GTP binding; GTPase activity.